AAACCCGACACCCCAAAGUUGGCCGUCCCAUCCAGCCCCCAACCCACGUCGUAAAGCAAAUAAAGUGCCUGAGCUCUCUCAUGUAGUCAAGUGGGUGCUACCGGCCCGCCCAUCCACUCCCCAUCUUAUUGCCCUUUCCCAUUUUAUUUUUUCACAUUUCCCCUGCCCUGCCCUGGUAUCUUAGUUCGAAAUUUCACCUCUCCCCUAACCAUUAACCAAGUCGAAGCCCGAGACAAUGACACCCAAACUAAAAACAGGGAAUUGAAAGUUCAUAAAGAACUCUUCUUUGCUCACUACUGCCUUCAGGCUUCAACAAAGGACCUUUCUCUUAUUUGCCUCUGCUUUUGCAAUUAAUCAAUGCACCCUUCGCCCCUCUGCUCCGCAAACAACUGAGCGAUGCUAGUCGUUUUCUCCAAGCAUACAUAGGCCUCUGAGAGUGGAAGGUUUCCUUUAGCUGGUUUUGUUUUCUAUAUACGAGACCUUCAAUGGAUCAUAUAUUUGACCAAGUUUUAAAGAAUAUUAAACUAUACCUUGAGGUGUAAACUGGCCUGAUGUGUGGGAAUCUUUGGUUUCGUUGACCAUUCCAGCAACUACAUACCUGAGAUCUCUUCUGGCUCAAGGAGGAACAUUGUGCUUUUUAACUUAAUCGGAUGUUUUGUUUGUGGAGCUGAUGAAAUGGGGUGUUGUGUUUCCACUAGUAGUCGGAGUACUUGCAGUUCCGGGAGCCGUGGGGAGGCAGUUUCUCCUUUGUGUUUCGAGAUUGGAUUUUGUGGGACACAGAGAACUAAGAGAACGUUCUCUGAUCAUGUUAUUACGCUGCAGAAUUUACCCUCAGUACCCAACAGGAUUUUCACAAAUGGGAAGAGCCGAACUUCUUGCAUAUUCACUCAGCAGGGUCGAAAGGGAAUCAACCAGGAUGCCAUGAUUGUAUGGGAAGAUUUCAUGUCUGAAGAUGUGACCUUUUGUGGUGUAUUUGAUGGCCAUGGUCCACAAGGUCAUCUCGUUGCUUGCAAAGUGCGAGAUGCCCUGCCCCUUAAAUUGCUAUCCUCCAUGCAUUCAUAUCACUCGAGGCAAAAUGGGUCCGGAGGAGCAUGUUUGAAGGGGGAUUUGAAGAAAUCGGAUGGCUCUCCUGAGGACAGAUUAAAUUGUUUGUGGAAGGAAACAUUCAUGAAGUCAUACAAAGCCAUGGAUAAAGAGUUGAGAUCCCAUCCUAAUUUGGACUGCUUCUGUAGUGGUAGCACUGCUGUCACUAUAGUGAAACAGGGCAACAACCUUUUCAUGGGAUAUAUCGGGGAUUCUCGAGCGGUUAUGGGAUCGAAGGAUAGCAAUGGUUCAAUGGUAGCAAUCCAAUUGACAGUUGAUCUGAAGCCUGAUUUACCAAGGGAAGCUGAAAGGAUCAAAAAGUGCAAAGGUAGGGUCUUCGCAUUGCAAGAUGAACCCGAAGUACCGAGAGUAUGGUUGCCAUUUGAUGAUGCCCCUGGGCUAGCAAUGGCUCGAGCUUUUGGGGAUUUUUGUUUGAAGGAAUAUGGCGUUAUCUCUAUACCUGAAUUUUCCCACCGGCUUCUUACGGAGAGAGAUCAAUUCAUUGUUCUUGCCUCAGAUGGGGUUUGGGAUGUAUUGAGCAACGAAGAGGUGGUUGAGAUUGUAUCCUUGGCUCCUACCCGGUCAUCCGCUGCCAGGAUUUUGGUGGACUCAGCUGCGCGCGAAUGGAAACUAAAGUAUCCUACUUCAAAAAUGGAUGAUUGUGCGGUGGUUUGCUUAUUUUUGGAUGGGAAAAUGGACACCGAAUCUGAUUACGAGGAACAGGGGUUAUCAUCUGCAACCGUUCAAAGUAAUCAUUCAGGUAAUGCAAUAGAAACUGAUGAUGGGCAGAAGUCGGAGCUAUACUUGCCGAGGAAUUUCACGGUUAGGUCAUCUGAAGAAAGUGACAGUUACGGGAGAUUAGCAGCAGAGUUUGAAGGAAAUGUGGAUGCAGUCUCGACAGAGGAUCAAAACUGGUCAGGUCUGGAAGGUGUGACACGAGUGAACUCACUUGUCCAGCUUCCAAGAUUUUCCGAGGAAAGACCAAACCCUUAACUUUUGGGUAUUGUCUAGAAAAGAAACUGAACUGUUUUGCUGUAAUAUCCAAGGAAAAGAAAGUCCUAGUGAAAUGGUGCCUAUUUUGUUGUACAUUUCUGCUAUAAUUAAAGAAAUUUCUCAA
Molecule: messenger RNA, 2200 nt
Organism: Gossypium arboreum
Lineage: Eukaryota; Viridiplantae; Streptophyta; Magnoliopsida; Malvales; Malvaceae
Product: probable protein phosphatase 2C 52
Exons: 7
Coding region: 676-2076 (466 amino acids)
Biological process (GO): protein dephosphorylation
Molecular function (GO): protein serine/threonine phosphatase activity
Source: RefSeq, a predicted model, not a curated record